Molecule: messenger RNA, 507 nt
Organism: Triticum urartu
Lineage: Eukaryota; Viridiplantae; Streptophyta; Magnoliopsida; Poales; Poaceae
Source: RefSeq, a predicted model, not a curated record
AUGGCUUCUCCGGCGGCCGUCCGCGGGGGUCGUCUAGCCGACCCACUGCUGGCCGCCGACGUCGUCGUCGGCGCCAAGGACAGGUACUGGGUGCCCGCCGACGAGAGAGAGAUCCUGGCGUCGCAGAAGAGCGGCGCCGGCGAGGACGGCCGGGUACCGCUGCUCUACCGCACGUUCAUGGUCAACGGCUUCCUCAUCAACCUUUACAGGUGGGAGCAUCGUCUCGGUUCAGUUCCUUCUUCCCCCUUGUUUUGCGCCAUAGAUGUAUGUUCCCGAAGGGCAGUGCCACUUGAUCGAACUCUUACGUUUCAUAGGUAGUCUAAAUCUAAGCAAUGUACUAGUACUACAGUAGUUUGUAGUACUAGUAUUUCUUGACAGACUACUCAUGAAGGGGCCCCGCCCACGGCUCCAUUUUAUAUGAACGAACGAAACCAGAUGAUACCUGAAUAUAAAUGUACUGCCUGAAUUUUGAUGCACACUGACGGAGUGUUAGUUAAUUGAUUCCAA